AUGGCGGCUCAUCUAUCAGACCCAGAAAAGAACCCAUCCGAGUCAAAAGCUCAUGAUGGUGUCUUCGACGGCUCUUCAACCCCCUUUGUCAAUGCUGACAAGCUUGCCCGUCGCCUGUCUGCCCGCCAGGUACAGAUGAUCGCCAUUGGCGGCACAAUCGGUACGGGUUUGUUCCUGGGUACCGGCAGCUCUCUUGCAAAGGGCGGACCCGCCUCGACUCUUAUCGCCUACGCUAUCUGCGGUGCCAUCGUCUUCAUCACUAUGCUCUGCCUGGGCGAGAUGGCCGCCUUUGUCCCCGUUGCUGGGUCCUUUUGCACAUAUGCGGGGCGGUUUGUUGAUGAUGCGCUUGGUUUUGCGCUUACUUGGAAUUAUUGGUUUAAUGAUGCUGUGUCUACGGCUUCUGAUAUUAUUGCGCUUCAACUUUUGUUGGAGUAUUGGACGGAGAAUUUCCCUGGUUGGGCCAUUAGCUUGAUCUUUUUGGUUGUGGUCAUUGCGCUGAAUAUUCUUUCCGUCCGCGUUUAUGGCGAGGUUGAAUACUGGCUCAGCUUACUUAAAGUUAUCACUAUUGUGAUCUUCAUUAUUCUCGGUAUUGUUGUCAACUGCGGCGGCAACAAGGACCACGAAUAUAUCGGCGGCAAGUACUGGCAUAUCGGAGAUGCUCCAUUCGUUGGUGGUAUUGGUGGAUUCGCCUCUGUCUUUGUCACUGCUUCAUUCGCCUAUGGCGGCACCGAGUCCAUCGCCAUCACCGCCGGUGAAACCAAGGACCCAGCCAAGAACAUGCCCAAGGUCGUGCGUAACGUCUUCUGGCGUAUCUUGCUCUUCUACCUGCUCUCCAUCCUGCUCAUCGGUCUUAACGUUCCCUACAACUACCCGGGUCUCUCCGAUGGUGACACCCGCACUAGCCCGUUCACCAUCGUUUUCCAGGAGGCUGGCAGUACCGUUGCUGGUAGCUUCAUCAACGCGGUUAUCAUGACUUCCGUCAUCUCCGCUGCCAACCACGCUCUCUUUGCUGGAUCCCGUCUGCUGUACACGCUUGCAGUCGAUGGUUAUGCGCCUCGCUUCUUCGGUCAAUUGAACCGCUUCCACGUCCCCUGGGUCGCUGUGUUGGCUACUUCCGUUAUCAGUGGACUCUGCUUCGGCGCUAGCUACAUCGGCGCCGGCAAGUUGUGGACUUGGCUGCAGAACAUCGUCGGUGUCUCGAACCAGCUUUCCUGGAUCUGUAUCGGUCUUGCAUCUCUUCGCUUCCGCAGUGCCAUUCGCGCACAGGGCCUCGAGCAUCUCCUCCCCUUCAAGAACUGGACGUACCCCUACGGUCCUAUCUUUGCUGUGGGACUGAACAUCGUUCUUGUCCUUGUCCAGGGAUGGAAAUGCUUUAGUCCGCACUUCAAGGGUGUCGACUUUGUCUCGUAUUAUAUCGAGAUUGCUAUCAUGGUUGUCAUGUUCUUGGGUUGGAAGCUGAUUAAGCGUACCCAUUUCAUUCGGAAAUCUGAGAUGGAUCUCCACACGGAUCGAUAUGAUGGUGGCGUGGACGAUGGUCAUUAUCGUGAGGAGAUUGUCGUGGAGGAGACGAGGAAGGGAUUCAUUGGCAAGGUUCAGCGCUUUGGCCAGUGGUUGUUCUUUUAG
Penicillium cataractarum is the source of this 1623-nucleotide messenger RNA. RefSeq names its product amino acid permease. NCBI's taxonomy places the organism in Eukaryota, Fungi, Ascomycota, Eurotiomycetes, Eurotiales, Aspergillaceae. Gene Ontology annotation, biological process: amino acid transmembrane transport. The record is from RefSeq and is a predicted model, not a curated record. The transcript has 5 exons. Gene Ontology annotation, cellular component: membrane. Gene Ontology annotation, molecular function: amino acid transmembrane transporter activity. Bases 1 to 1623 code for a protein of 540 amino acids.